AUGAUUAGUAACAACAACAACAACAACAACAACAACAACAACAACAACAACAACAACAACAACAACAACAACAGUUCCGCAUCAAGUGGUAGAGUUUCCAAAAAACGCACCAAUACACGUCCUUGUGAUGCUUGUGCUGUUAGAAGGGUUCGUUGUGAUGUUGCUACUAGUAAAUCAGGAAGGUGUACAAAUUGUGUUAACCAUGAUUUGGAAUGUACAAAUAUUAGAGUCCGUCAUAAAUCUGGUCCAAAAAGAAUCCAGCAAAAGACUAGAGAUAAUAUUUUUAGUCCAAACUUGGCAUCAACCAACAACCAGAAUUUGAUAACUUGCAAUAUACCAUUGGACAAAUUACUACCUUACCUUCAAAUUUAUCAAACUUGGUAUUAUGGUUUGUGGCCAGUUCUUUCAGUUGCACAUCUUGUUUCCAAAAUCAUUGAUAAUAGUGUCACAGGUCAACAAUCAUCUGAUGGGAAAAUCGUUUUGGAUGAAAGAAAUGCCAUACCUUAUACGUUAUGUUGUGCAGUUUGUGCAACUAUAUCCGUACAAGUAAAAUUUUUGAAAUCAGCUGCUGGUGUCAUCAAUGUUGAAAAUGCUCUAAGUGCUGAAGAAUAUGUUCAAGAAGCUAAGAGAAUUAGAUUUUUGUUUGAAGAUAGAAUAGAUCCAUCUAUUGAUACAUUGCUUUCAAGUUUCUUUUUGCAUAUGUAUUAUGGAAACGUCCCAGGUGGAAGUAAGCGUGGUAUUGUCUACUUGAGAGAAGCUAUCUCGAUGGCUCAAAUGUUGGGUUUGCAUGACCCAGAAUCUUAUCAAGGAAAAUCAGGUGCUGAAGUUCAUAGAUGGAAAAAAAUAUAUUAUAUGUUAUUGGUAACGGAAAGAUAUACUUGUUUUCAAGAAAAACUACCUGUCUUGCUGGAUCCAACAGUUGAUAUGCCAUCUUUACAAGAUGAAGAAUAUCCAGAAUUACUUUUAGGGUUUACUGAAUUGGUUGAUGUUUUUGCAGCUACUGAAAAACAAUUUUUCCAUGAAAUCAAUCACAAACUAUUAUUAUCUGACUCUGAUAACGAUAAAAUUGAUGCUGAUCUGUCAAUGUUUCAAGAUUUCUUACAAAAUCAAUCUACUGAUAUGAAAAGACAAUGGAUUGGACAAAUGCAAACUAAGCUGAACAAGAAGUUUGAGCAAAAUAGAAUUUCUAAUGAUUCUCAAAAAUUGAAUAUUGUCCUGUCAAAGUCUUGGUUUCAAAGUCUUGGUUGGUUAAUAUCAUCAGAAAACUACUUGAUCAAUCAAAAUGAAUCAAUGGAGAGCUGCUUUAGUGCUAAAUUCCCAUUAAAGAUUGCCCAUGACUUCCUUACUGAAACAAAAGACUUGCCAGUAUUUGCAUUUGAAUCAAAUGGUGCACCAGGUGUAUGUAAUAAACUGUUGGAAAUCGCGGACUCCUUAUACUCUUUUUCAAUAAUGUCACCGCACCAACCAGAAUCAACAAUGGCAUUUGAUCAAUUAAAUACAAUUUUCCAGAUGAUUGUCAAAUUCAGAAGCUCUGAAGUUCAACUACCGAAAAAACUAUUCAGCAAAAUUGAAAAUUUGAUUGAAGCUAAAAGAAUAACAUUUAGACAACCUGAUCCAUUAGAUUUACUUUUAGAUACGAAUGAAAUUAACGAUGAACAAACUCAAACAAAUGAAUCAUCAUUGAACCCAAGAAAUGAUCCAAUCAUCAAUGAUGACAUGAAAAACAGCUUAUCACCUUAUACUCAAUUUACAAUGUGUUAUUAUAUACCUUCCCCUAAUUCCUCAAAUGCUGUUCAAUCCAGUCAAAUAACAGAGCUGUGA
Messenger RNA from Hansenula anomala, 1821 nucleotides. RefSeq names its product Zn(II)2Cys6 transcription factor. The transcript has 2 exons. Gene Ontology annotation, molecular function: zinc ion binding; DNA-binding transcription factor activity, RNA polymerase II-specific; DNA binding. The coding region runs from base 1 to 1821 and encodes 606 amino acids. NCBI's taxonomy places the organism in Eukaryota, Fungi, Ascomycota, Saccharomycetes, Phaffomycetales, Wickerhamomycetaceae. The record is from RefSeq and is a predicted model, not a curated record. Gene Ontology annotation, biological process: DNA-templated transcription; regulation of DNA-templated transcription.